CUCGUCGACUUUCCGUACGAGAAAACGAACCCUUAAAUGAAACGUUUAAGUGUGUUUUGUUUCUGAUAAACACAAAUGAAACCAACCAUAUAACGUUAAUGCAAAUGGAAAAGCAUCGCUCAAUAAGAAAAAGUGAAUCAGACAUCGUUUCCGACAUUACAGGGCAACCUUAUGGCGUAUCUGUAUUAAAAGAGGGCUACUGCACAGCUGAAGCAGACGGCACGUUUAGAGCUGACGGUACUAUUACUUUAAUAACCGGGCCGCAGACUAUUCUGGUAGACACUGGGGGUCCGUGGGACCGAGACUUUCUUGUGGCAAAACUCAAGGAGAAGGGACUGACACCAGACUCGGUGGCGGUAGUUGUGGGGACUCAUGGUCACUCUGACCACGUGGGGAACUUGGGGUUGUUUCAAGACGCCAAAAUAAUCGUGGGAUGUGACAUUAGCGUGGUCGAUCGAUACCUGCCGAAUCAAUUAGCUGAGGGACAACCAUAUCCUAUUGAUGAUCAUGUGUCAGUCAUCCCCACCCCUGGCCACACAGGCAGAGAUGUCAGUGUCAUGGUAAAGGGCACAUCUCAGGGUACGGUCCUGGUUGCUGGGGACUUGUUUGAACGUUGUCAUGAUGAAGAUUCCUGGAAGGAGCUGAGCGAGAAUCCUCGGAUACAAGAGGCCAACCGACAGACAGCGUUGGAGACAGCUGAUGUCAUCAUUCCUGGACAUGGGCCAUUGUUUAGGGUGCACAGAGAAUAAUGGUAUUAGUUAAGGAAAGCAAGAUCAAACAAAGCUGUGAUGAAACCUUGACCUAGAAAAAUGUAUGAUUUUAUUUCACUAGUGACGCAGAAACAUUACAGAACUUUGGUCUGCUUGUUGACGAAAUCUCUUCACCUUUCAAAUGUAUGUCCAAAAUGAUCAUGUUCCUUUUUAGAUUAAGGAAAGUUUGUCACAUGCUUAACUGUAAUAGGAAAUGUUAAGUGUUUUUCUACAUAACUUAAAAAACAUAAAUGAUGUCCCUUUAUUUAAUUUGUCACUUGAUUACGUUUUUUACACUUUAUAUACAUUUUGGGACUGCUUUUAAGGUAAGAACGUAAGUCAAUGCAUGUUCCUAGUGGCAUAAAUUUUGAUAUAUAUCUUUUGAUCAAAUAAGUCUAAAGAAGAAUAUAGUAAAUACUUCAGUUCAGUAAAAAAUAUCGCUGGUCUGUUGUGCUACAUUAUUAAAUGGGUCAGUUAAGAGACUAAUAUGGAAACAUGUCUUAUGGUUUGAUGGCAAAAUAAAACGUAACAAGAAAAAUCUUUCUUAAGCUAUUUUAUAAGAUACAAAUUAAUAUGAACAAUAUAAAACAAUCAAAUAAUAACAGUUUUGAUAUGUGUAGAACCCAUGUACGAUUUAUUCGUCAACAACCUACAGUAUAUAUAGUUAAAUAGUCAAAAAGCUUUAAGUAAAUAAAAAAAAUUGUAAUAGUGUGUGACCUAUUUUAUGUUGUUCCGCCCUUUCUGUGGAUGAUAGCAGUUGUUGUGCAAGUGUUAUAAAUAUUAGAGUAGUGUUGCAAAUGGGUAAUAAAAGCCAAUUUAUCUGCA
Messenger RNA from Triplophysa dalaica, 1574 nucleotides. RefSeq names its product metallo-beta-lactamase domain containing 1 (gene mblac1). The transcript is spliced from 2 exons. The coding region runs from base 99 to 749 and encodes 216 amino acids. The record is from RefSeq and is a predicted model, not a curated record. Lineage: Eukaryota; Metazoa; Chordata; Actinopteri; Cypriniformes; Nemacheilidae.